This is a messenger RNA of Drosophila ananassae, 1458 nucleotides long. RefSeq lists its product as uncharacterized. The coding region runs from base 122 to 1330 and encodes 402 amino acids. The record is from RefSeq and is a predicted model, not a curated record. Gene Ontology annotation, biological process: protein peptidyl-prolyl isomerization. Lineage: Eukaryota; Metazoa; Arthropoda; Insecta; Diptera; Drosophilidae. Gene Ontology annotation, molecular function: peptidyl-prolyl cis-trans isomerase activity. The transcript has a single exon.
GGCGUUAAUUCACAUUCCCCAAUCGAGUUCAUAACACAAAAUAUUUCCCAACCGGACGCAUAAGUGGAGUUCACCACAAUUAACAAAUUUAAAUUCAAGUGUUAGCGAUUAAUAUACGAUUAUGUUUAUCCGUGGCGAUGCUCCGCGCUCCGGUCGUGGCAAGAUACCGCAGAUUCCCAGCUCCAUGACUCCCUACGUGGCGGCCAUCAAGCGGGGUCCCUACACGAUGACCAAUCCGGUUUACAAUAGCCACAAUCCCAAUCUCGUGGGGCUGGAUGGACAGGUGGAAGAGCCUGUCUCCAGGCACACCUUUAACAUCAAGAAGGAGACAUUGCAGAACAACUAUCGCCACCACCAGCGCUUGAUACCCGUACCCAUGUCCCGGAUGCCUAAGACCCGGUCCCACAUAGUGAUGAAUGAACAGCGAGAGCUCUACCGCCAGCACCGUGACCGGAUGUCGAAUAUCAAGGGCAAGGUCAACACCUACUUGCCGCCGCCGAAGGUCAAGAUCGAGGGCAACGGCAUGGAACUCUCAUACAUGGAGAUGCUGACCGCUCUCUACAAGAAGAGCAACAACAACCUUAGGACAUUUACGAAGUCGCCGGAACGCCUUGCCGCCGGAAGAUGGCGCAACGUCAGCCUGGCCCGGGAUAAGGAACGACGCCAACUGGAGUCCAACAAGCAGUUCCACAAGGGUGGACAGCUCUUUGAUCCCCAGGCCGGGAAAUCGCGUCGCUACAAACCUAAGGUCAGCGGGACUUUCAGCUACGAGAUUCCGCUCCAUGUGCUCCAUCGCUACGAGAGCCUGAUCGAGAAGUGCGAUGUGAGCAACCUUUGCAAACUGCUUCGUCCGCAGAUCUACCUCGACCUCGAGGUGCCGGAGAGUCGGCUUCAGGGCCGCCUAUGCAUCCAGCUGUUUACCGAGGCCUGCCCGCAGGUGGUGCUCGAGUUCAUGAGGAUCUGCACCCAGCGCCGGAAUCGUUCCAUCAAAUUCUCCCGGGCGCUGGCCCCCAUUUGGCUGGAGGGCAUGAUAGCUAUGGACCCGGACCGAAGCAUGGACCUCUACAACAUUGAGCAUGACUUUGAUGUCCUUAACCAUGGCGUGGACGCCGGCAUACUCUCCUUCCCCAGUCGGUAUGUGCGCGGCAGUCCCCGGACUGCGCUCAAUUUCACUAUCAGCUUCAAGCCACUCUCCAUUCUGAAUGGCCGGAGAAUCGCCUUCGGGAAGGUGCGGAAGGGUCUACAGCUCCUGGAGAAGAUUCAGGAGGCCAUUGGACAUCUACCCAUGAAGCACGACAUGAUUAUACUGACCGACUGUGGCGUACUUUGAAAGAGUCCCAAAAUUUUCCGGCUAUAACGAUUCAUUUUCUAAUCUAAUAUGUAACUAAAAUCAUUGAACACUAAUUGAACACUAAUUUUGUUAGCUCGAGCGGAACAUUAAAUAAAUUAUUGAAAGUA